Molecule: messenger RNA, 643 nt
Organism: Amoebophrya sp. A120
Lineage: Eukaryota; Dinophyceae; Syndiniales; Amoebophryaceae
Source: the annotation of a GenBank genome assembly
AUCGACGAAGAGCUUGAAUUGCCUGAAGAGCCGAUCGUGGUUCCGGGCGGGGGGCCGCCGGCGCCGUACCACUUACAGCUCCUUGCGAAGGAUUUGAGCAGUGUGGAGCAGUUUGGCGUGUUAGUCUGGACGAUGUCGAAAGACGCUGUGGAUUUCGAUCUUUUGAAAGACCCGAACGUCGAUGCCGGGGAGAAACUCCGCAGAACUUUGGGUUUUGAACUGGAUUGGUUGCGCUUUCCGCAAGUGAAGAUCGGACUCUUGGAGAAAACAGCUUUACCGCUGUCCGAAGGCGAUCUUUUACUCGCAUGCGUGGACGAGAUGGUGUCUGCGGUCAGCAGGUGGCCCGGGGAGGACGCAAAUCAAGCGUUGGUGAACAGGAUUUUAGAAAAGGGCUCUAUCGGGCAAUUCGCUUUUUUGCCGAAGCGAAAUUCAGCGCAGUAUCUCCAAGUCAGCCUGCAGAGCCGACGUCUGGGUGCGUCGCUCGAGUUGAAUCGGUUGAAGGACAUCAAUCCUCGCGGGUUCGCAGCACGGCUUGGAUUAAAAACUGGCGACGAAAUUCUUGCGGUGGGGGAAUUCAGUAUCUUGUCCAGCAAAGACAUCGAGAAUCUAAAGACGCAGCUGGACCCGGAGACGGGGCCAAGGC